Molecule: messenger RNA, 7384 nt
Organism: Stegodyphus dumicola
Lineage: Eukaryota; Metazoa; Arthropoda; Arachnida; Araneae; Eresidae
Product: adaptin ear-binding coat-associated protein 1
Biological process (GO): endocytosis
Cellular component (GO): membrane; clathrin vesicle coat
Source: RefSeq, a predicted model, not a curated record
CACAUAUGAGUUUCUUGUGUGGAUCCUCUCACCGCUGUUUUGUACUUUGAUUUAUAUUAAUCGGCGAACAGCGUGUUUUUAAUUCUGUAAAUUUCAGUUUGCUUUAAUUUUUCGCUUAACAGUAUUAAUACUCAGCUAUAAGUCUGCAGCUUAUAAUGGAGGACUACGAAACGGUGUUAUUGGUGAAACCAGAAGUUUUCGUUUUCAAAAUACCACCAAGAGCAACAAACCGCGGAUACAGAGCGGCUGAUUGGAAAUUAGAUGCUCCUGAUUGGACUGGUAGACUACGUAUUGUUUCUAAAGGAAAGCGUUGUUUUAUUAAACUAGAGGACAAAAACUCAGGGGAAUUGUUUGCUAAAAGUCCGGUUGAUGCAUAUCCAGGAGUUGCAGUUGAAUCAGUUAUGGAUUCUAGUCGUUAUUUUGUACUCCGGAUUGAAGAUGAUGAUGGAAGAGCUGCUUUUAUAGGAAUUGGAUUUGCAGAUAGAGCUGAUUCAUUUGAUCUGAAUGUUGCCCUGCAAGAACAUUUCAAGUGGCUUCAAAAGAGUGAGGAGAUUCAGCAAGAAUUAGAUACUUCAGAAAGCAAGACAAACCUUAAUUUAGGUUUUAAAGAAGGAGAGACUAUCACUAUAAAUAUGAACAUUGGGAAAAAGUCUGGGAGUAGUACUAAGCCACGUCCUAAACCUAGCGCAUUUAGUGGCACUCCAGGGCUUCUGCCUCCCCCGCCUGGUGGGGUAAAGCUGCCUGCUCCACCAACAUCUAGACCUGUAAAUCAGAGUGAAGCUCCUCAUUCAACACCUGUUUCACAGUCAAAUUCUGCAGCUAAUUCACAGUCGAGUUCUGCAGCUAAUUUGCUUCUGGAUCUUGGACUUUCUGCAGAAACAGGAGAAUCAAACCCAGCAUCUGCAAACUCAUCUGGUGCUGAACUUUGGGGAGAUUUUACAACUGCCCCUGGAGACAUUGGUGCAGUGCAGCAGAAAGACACAACUGCUGGAAACUGGAUAGAUUUUUAGUUAUUUUAUGAAUAUGCUAGUUAACCUUAAAAACUGUUCUUUCUUCUGUUUGUUUUUCUGUGUUGAGUGUGUCAUUAAAAUGUUAUGAAAAUUUUAUUCUGAAUAAUUUCAUAGGUAUUCUAUUGUUGUUGAAAUUAUCUUUUCAGACAGCAGCAGUUUAUUGUACUUGAGCAUGAUUAAUUGUACUUCAAAGCCCUAUCUAGUACAUAUAUAUAAUAUCACAUUUUAUAAUGUUUUAAGACAUAAAUUUUCAUUUGUGAUGUUAACUUGGAUAUGAGGUUAAAAGAUUUUUCUGAUUGUGUAUAUUAGAUUAAUUGUGGAACGUACUUGUGUUUCAAUGUGAUUCUGUAACCAAAUAUAUGUCAUUUAAAUUUCGUUCAUUUCAAUUAAUUAAUGUUUUUUAAAAGACCGGAAAUGGAAACAUCUAUAAUAAAAAUAAAUGAAUUCAAGCAUCUUCUAGGUUCAUAUAAAUGUAUUUAGCCUCUCAUUCUCUUUUCUUCCUCCAAAAGUCAAGCUUUUAAGAUUUCGAUGGCCUUUUCUCUUAAAACUGGCCUGGAUUUGAAGGGCUUUUUGGUGACAAUCCUUGUGAUAAAUUUUAUAUCAUUUGAAACUAUCUUAAAUUGAUUAGAAUUUUUGCAUAUUGCAGUUAUCAGUGAGAUGAUGAUUGUUCUGACUGUACUGAUCCACACUUGAUUUUGUUCAUUGAACUACAAAGCGUGGAACAAUUCGUAAUUCCAUCCUAAAAGCAAGAUAUGGGUUUUCUAACAUAUUUCAUGUGUUUCAUAUUUGAUAUGUUAAUUAGUUCGCUAUGUACUUAAAAAUAGCUAUUUUAUAUCAAAAUAUUGUUUUUUAAUCUAUAAGAAACAAUGUAAUUUGGAUUCAGAGCAUUAUGGCUUUUGUGUUAAUAUUUAAACUUAUAAUGAAAAAGAAAUCUAAUAACUUGAAAUCCUCUCUUUUAUGUUUAUAUGUUCAAAACUAUGCUGAUGUUACGAGAAAAUUUUAUAGUAUACAUGGCUCUGUGACAUUAGGAGGAAAACAUGGAUUGUUAAUUAUGGCAAUGCAUUUAAAAGCUGUUGGUCUUUAAAGCGAAAGUAGAAAAGGGAUUUUUAAUUUUAUAAUAGUGGAGAAUGGUUCUGUAAAAUAGUGAAGGUUAUAAAAAGAUCUUAUGGACCUUUUUUUAAAAAUAACAUGAGAUUGCCAUUGAGUCAUUUCAAUAAUUUGUUGUCUUGUGUAUUUCAUUUAUCUGUAUUAUCAGCAGAUCCUGUUUUUAGUAGCAGUUAAAUAUAUUUGUUUUAUGUUUUUUGAAAUACUUAGCUUUUUCUUGAGAAAAUGUGAUUUUUAACUGUAUCUAUUUAAUAAGUCUUAUGGUCCUGCAUUGUACAUUACAGUGAUAUUUCUUUUACCUGAUUGUGCCUUUUUAACCAGGCAAAAUAUUAAGUUCCUCGGUCAUAAGGUAUGUAGUUUGUUGCAUAUGUUGUUGAAAUACAAUUUAAAUAUGCCACUUUAUCAUACAAAUAUUAGUCCUAGAACUUAUUUAUUUUAUUGUGAUAGGUAUACGCUUGAAAGUUAUCCAAAUGCUUAUGUUUUGAAUUGAUUUAUAAAUAGAAUUAUCAUCAAUAACAUUUGUGUGUUCCAAUAUUUAUUCAGUUUCUCCUUUUUUUCAUAUAUAUCUAUAUUUAAAUGUUCUUGCUUCAAAUGUUUUUUUUAAUUGUUUGUGAAAAUGUUUUCAUUUUUCUGAUGAAAUCACUUAUGUCUCAUUUUUGUUUGAAUUUUGCAAAACCAUUCCAUUUUAAAUGUACUUACUCUGUAGAAAACUUGUCUUAUUUCAUGAUAAAGUUUUCUGGAUUUUUUGCAUUUGAAUUAUAAAACUGUUAAUGUAAUGCUUGUUAGCAAAAGAAUGUUGUUAUAAUGUAAUUAAGAGUUUAAGUUCUGUUACUAAGACAAUCUCAUUUUGAGUAUAAGUGUUAAAUGUUAUUUUUUUUUUUCCAUAUAUUUUAUGAACUGUUUUAUGGAUGAACCUCAUCAUGGAUUUCUUACUAGGAUUAUAUAAAAUUGUGUCCUGAGCUAUAAUAGUUAUCAGAGUGUAUAAAUAUUUAAUGGGAGAUUUUUAUUCAUAUAACAGUAGUAACCAUAAAAUUUGUGUUCUUUUAGACUAAUAAAUAAGCAAAUCGAUUAAAUUUUAAUUUGACAGUGCCGUAAUAUUUGCUUUAGUGAUUUCUAUGUAUUUAAAUUGGCAUCACUAAAUGUAUAUUCAUUGCUGUAUAUUCUUUUCCCCCAUUUUAAACUUUAUUUAAAGUGCAUCUUUUGACCUAUUACUAUCUAAAAGACUGCUUCUAUUUAUUGUGCAUUCAAAGAAUAUGUUAAAUGUGUCCACAUUUGCUUUUUUGCCUCUGUUUAUGUUUACUUUAUCAGAUGUUUUCCUAUUUAAAUUGCCAGUAACUGGAUUAGAAAAAGUCCAUUAGAAAUUUUUAAGUAUAUGGGGUGUGCAGAGAAGUGUAUAAAAAUGAUAUUAAGUCUUGUGAGUGUGCAGCAAGACUUGUAUAGUCACUAUUUUUUAAUGCAAAAAGUUUUAAUAAAAGAAUCUAAAUUGAAGUAAUUGGAUGUCUAGGGCAGUAAUUCAUUUACAUCUUUUCAUGGUGCUGUCAAGUAUUAGCUAUUUUUUAUAGUUCUAUAAAAAAUUAGUUGCGCCUAAAUGUCAUUGUUUGACUCAUGUUAUAAUGACAAGGUAUGAUUGGCAAAAAAGAAAAUUAUAUGAAUUAGUGUGGAAUGUUACUCAAAUAUGUGGGGAAUACCACCUAUUCCACUGACAUUUAACAAGAUUUCACUUGCAAUAUAAUUAACGCCUUAGAUGCAGUUUAAAUCCUCAAAUAAGCAUUUUGUUAGUACAAAAUUUAUGUUUUGACGUUUCUUUCAUUUAAAUCUACAUAAACACAAAAAAGAAUGCAUUUAGAAUUUCUAUGAGCUGUACUCGAGUCUUUUUUUUUUUUUUUAAGUCAUUAAUGCUAUGUUAUAUUUGAUGAUGCCUGAAUAUAUAGUUAUGUAAAUUUUGCAGCCUUUCACUUCCAUAUUUUUGACUUUUAUACAUAUGGUUUUAUUUUUCCAUGUCUUCACCAAAUGCUUCCCUUGUAUUGAUGUGCUGAAAUUUUAGUGAAUUUCAAAUAAAACUUGUGUAUCAGUGCUUUCGUAAGUUGUGAUCUGCAAACUUCAAAGGCAGAUUUGGUAUUCUUUUUGCAUUUUACACGGAAGUUUAUUUCAUACUCUUUUUGCAUUUUACAGGGAAGUUUUUUAUUUCAUACUCUUUGCUUUCUUCAUAAAGAAUUUAGCAGACCAGAAAUUUGUGAAAUCAAAAUCUUGAUUUCUUCCAGAACAGGGUCUCUUUGCCAGAUUUUAAAGCCGUCGUUCUAUAAAACUUAUUUCAAGCUGAAUAGCCAUUUAGGGUUGCACCUAAGGAUUAACAAAAUAAAAACAAUAGAAAAAUGAAAAAUUUAUUAAACACUGAUUUUUGUUUUGCAGAAUAUAUUUGUACACUAGCUUUUUCAGCCAUGUUGUAUAGAGGGACAAGUAUUGAAAUAAAGUGGAUGUUUCUCAGAUGAAAUACACCUGUUAGAAAUACGGAAUCAAAUGUUUCUGGUCUAAUGGGAGUAGAUGUAUUUUACAUUUCAUGAAAAAGUAUUGUAAUUGCAGUAUUUUUAAGCAUUAAUUUUUCCCAAGAUAAUAAACUUGACAUUUUAAUAAUUUAUAUUGUGAAAUAAAAUAUCUAGAAAUGAAAAUAUUUUCAUACUUUAUUCUGACCAACAGUAGGAAUGUAAUGGUUAGGGAUUUAGCAAAAUAUACAGUAUGCGAAAAGAGAUCAUAAAAAUCGAAUUUUAAAAUCAGCUGCUGUGCACAUUAUUUAUGUGUACCACUUAUAGCCAUUUCACAAAUGUCUUAAACUUUCUGAAUAUAUUAGUGUGUUAGUUCACUGCACUUUUUCUGUUUUGAAUUCAAUAUAUAUCCCUAUUUUUGAUGAUUAUAAAUAAAUAGUUUUUAGUUUUUUAAUGAUUAUAAAUAAAUUUUGUUUUAAAAGCUGUGUGCUCUUUUGCAGACCUUAAAAUGUGUAGUUUAACAUGAAUUGUUAAGAAUUGCAUUAAUUGUAGUUAACUAAGGUAUAAAUAAAAUUUUCAAAGAUUGCAAUGGGAAAAGAAGAAAAAUGGAUAAACAUUUCACUUCUGGAUGGGGCAAAGGAAUAUGAACCUUAUGCUUAUUUAUAACAUCAAAAAAAAAAAAAAAAAAGGCCAGUUUUAAUAUGGUGUAAAAUCAAUUUAAAUUUGAUUUAAAAUUGUUGGAAAUUCAUCAAAUUGCAUUUAAAUUUGUCUUUAGCAAAAAGAAAUAAUGUACUUCUCAAAAAUGCAAAUUUCAUAUCAUUAUUUAAGAAGUUCAUUGAAAAGCAAUUUUGGCCAAUUGAUGGGUCAUUAUUUUAAGGAAAAAACACAUUAGGCGAGUGAAAUAUCUAGUCGGAUUGUUGUAGUUUGUUAUAUCAGGAUGGGUCGUAACAUGAAGAGUUGUACUAACAAGAAUCAAUUGUAUAAAGUAUAUUUUAAUUUUUGUUGAAAGCUUAUGAGAAAUGAAGCCUACUGAGGGAAGUUUAGAUGUAAUUUCCAAAUACUUAUUCAUUGGGGCAAAAUUUUUCAUAGACUAGUACAAUAGAUUAAACAGAGAAAGUAGUUUUCAUAUGGCUCUUUAAUAAACCAUUUGUGUAACUGAUUAUUAAAAAAUGUGUAGUUAAUCCUUUGUGCUGUAAUAUUUUAAGGUAUUUGAAGCAAUUACACUUUCAUUAAACUUUUAAUUUCUGUUUGUGUUUAACUAAUUAUUUUCACUUGGAAGUUCCACUGUAGAUUGAUUUUAUUUGCAUCCAUUAAAAUAUAUAUACAGGGUUAAUAAAAUACAGUGUCUCUGAUAAAUAUAAAUAGAAAAUGAAUUAGGUUAUAAAUAUCCAUUGUAAUAAGAUGUGUGUGUAUAUAUAUAUAUAUAUAUAAUAUCUAUAAUUUCUACAUGUGUGUGUAUAUUUUCAUGAGUCAUUAUUUUAACUGCAUGUUGAUUUGUGAUAUUUUUCCAAGCAAUUGCCAUUUUAUUUUCCAUUUUGACACCGUUUAGAUCAAAGUAAUAGACAGAUGUAUUAAUAUUUUAUUAUCUUAAUGUCCGUGCUAUAUUUAAAAGUGACCAUUAUGCUAUGCUAAUCUGAAAAAAAGUAAUAAAAAAGUAUGAAAUUGAAAAUAUUUUGAUUAUGUGAUCAUAUACUUAAAAAAUGUGUUCCCAUUUUAAAUAGUUUAAGCUGUGGGAUUCUAAAUUGUGUCAUGUAGAAAACCAUCAUUUUAUUACCUCAUUUUUUAUGUUUUGUUUCAUUUUUCUUUUGAAAAGAAGCAGAAGUUUACUAUUAUAUGUUGAUUUCAUUCAUUCCUUAGCUUUUACUUAUUUUUUAUUAUGUUGAUAUUACUGCUUUUUAACCCUGUAACUGCCGCAGGCGUAUAUAUACGCCUUGCUCAGCCGAUGCAUUAACUGCCCCAGAUGCGCAGCUGAUGCGUUAACUUUGCGAAUAAUUUUAGGUGUAGCAGCGCAAAGCAAAUGAUAGCAGUUUGGAAGGAUGUAUAUAUACGCCUGGGGCAGUUAACGCAUCGGCUGAGCAAGGCGUGCCGCGGCAGUUAAGGGGUUAAUGAAGAUGUCCCAUUCCUGCUUAACAUUAUUGUAUUUCGCAGAAUAUUAUUAGACAUGAUAAUUGUCUUGUAGUGUUAAAAAUUUGUUCUAUAAUCUUCUAAAAGUUUCCCAAGGAAAUGUUUAAAUAUCACUUUGAAUGUUUCAAAGCCUGCAUAUGAUGCAGAAAUAAAUUGAUAUUAUUUGGAACAUACAUUUGAUCUCAACUUGAAAACAUUUGGUUAACUUUCAGUGUCAGAAUCUUUAAAUUUUAACCUAUUAUGGUAAACUGAUAAAUUUUCGAAUUUAUAUUUUGGCCAUAGACAUUAAAUUUGAAAAACAAAAGUUUCAUUUGAAAAAUAUUUAGCAUGUUUUUUUUUUUCCCCCUUGUGUAUUUGUUUUCUAAUACUUGCAAAAGUCAGUCUUUUUUAUUUUUAUUUUUACUAGGCAAAGUUAUCAUUGUAUUUAUUUUACUUGGGUUUUUCCCAGCAUUUGAGAUAUGGGUUUAGAGCACUUUACUGAUCCUUUAUUGUAUUUUUCUGCUAGUCAUAUCAUAUAUUUUAUAUAUUAUUAUUUUUAAUACAAUUACUAAUUACAGGAGCCAAACUGGUGUCACACAGCAAUUUUUGAUUUUCACAUGAUAAAAGUUUGAAUCUUUCUUUAGUACCUGUAAAAUUUUUAUAGAACAAUAAAGAAGUGUCUUUGUU